GACAGAUUCUAAUGAGAUAAUGACGAUCAAAAUGCAAAUACAAGUUCAGAAAUCAAGGUGUUUUCCUAAGGAUAGCAGGGCAUCAGGGUGUCGAUGAGAGUUGACUCCUUGCUGAUGGCUGCGACCUGAUUUCCAAAUCGCAGCACCAUCGAUACUGGUAGAGAUCAAACGAGACUCACUUGGCAAAGAGCAUCUCAUGUCUCACUUCAUUGAGAUCUUAUGUCCAGGUAUCCUUUUACUCACACGAGUGUCACUUCCAGCUCUAAUCUUGUCACUCUUCACACCUCGCCCACCUUCCCAACUUCACCACUAAACUCAAACCUCAUCUUUCUCUAGACAACAGCAGAAGAAACUCCUCUGGCUUCGAUCUGGGCCCACGCAUCACCUUGAUUGGCACUGGUGCCUGGCCAAUAUCAAAAUGAGUACAGUGAACUCGGGUCUUCGGAAGCGUGCCGCAAGUGCAACACCGCAAAAGGCGAGACAUAUCUGGAAGAACGUUGUUGAUCUCACAGAUGAUCCCUGGGCUGUCAACUCAACGGCUCCGACGCGCGACAAGCCAACGCCAUUGUCACCAUCCUUCAAUCCCAAGCCCACUCUGAUUGUCGCCCCUCAAGACGUCAAAUCGAGUCCGGCCUACAUCUUUCAGCAACUCGCUUUGGCUAAGAAUAGGGCCAACGUCCGACCGUCCUUUUCCAGCACGGUACAGCUUGACGAUGAUUAUGGUGAUGACACUUCCGAGGCGGAGUCCAAUGACAAAGAGAAUACUCCAACUCCUAAACAGUCAAGAAGCAAGGACAAGUCGAAGCAGGUGUCAAUUCCGGACAAGGAGAAGACCAUAGCUCAGGAAGAUCAUGGCAAAAAGGGGCCAAAAGAAGCAAAGCUCAAGAGCAAAUCCCAGAAUAAGAAGGAAAAGAGCAAGCCUGCUGCAGCAGAGGGGAACAAGAAUUCAAUCGAGAGUCCCAACAAGAAGUCAGGAAAGGAAAAGACCAUGUCACGGCCUGAGACAGAAAACCAAGAAGAGCAUAAAAAGAGUCGCAAAGAAGUCAAGCAAGAAAAUCUGGAUAAUGGAGGAGGCAAAUCCAGGAAACGCAAGCGCAACUCAGACGAUGAUGACUCCAAGACAGCCGAGGCCACUGCUAUUGCGAAACUCCGACAGAGCCUUCCGACCAACCGCAUAAACCGUGUGGCAAAACAGCUCAAGCAGGAGAUUGGUUGUGAUCCUACCGAGUUAACCGUGUUGCUUACUACGGCGGGAGACACAAUCAUCGACCUCGCCAGACAGCAAGUGAGGCAAACCGAACAGUCGUACCAGACCAUACAAGCCGAAUUGCUUAGGAUGCUGAAGGAGCAGAAGGAAAGAUUGGAUACCUUGGAAACUCGAACUGCUUUCACAGUAGGGGACGAUGAAGAGAGCCUUGAAACGGAUGAUGAGCAGGGCCCGAGGCACAACCCCAAGAAGACACGCGGACGUCAACCCAGUGCCAUCCCCCAAUCGACGCGCCGCCGCGCUUCCACUGUUGGUCCUUUUGCUCCUGAUGGAGAGCCUCCUCGGGCCUUCUGAAUGUGCAAACCAAAUGCAGUAAGGAGCAUCACCUGUGGAGGGUAUCAUGAGGACUGCUCGGUCGCUGUCAAAGCAUUGUCACAUUGAGUCGAUGCAGAACCUCGAGAAGGCGUCGACCACAUGUACAGGGAGCUGAAAGAGGGAAGACCUGGCGCACACGGAGUGAUGUCCGACGUUGUCCAGGGGUCAGCGUGAAGAAGGCAUAACACCGGUGUAUGCAAUUGGGCAAAGGCCGAGUAUGAUUCUGUGGGGGUAUCAUGCAGAACAAUGUGCAUUAGUUUGGAGCAUCCCUCACUCUUCUCCUCUUCAGAUUACCUAGAACGGUUAGAUCUGGGCGCGAUGUUCGAGGCAUUCCUUUCGUCCAGGACUCUGAAGCCUUCCAUUGACCAUUUUUAACAUGACUAUUGUGGCUUCCCCGCACCCAGCAAAAGGACAUGGGGUAUUUUAGGUCUCUAUCAAAUUCACUUCGUGAC
This is a messenger RNA of Exophiala viscosa, 2034 nucleotides long. RefSeq lists its product as uncharacterized. Bases 419 to 1561 code for a protein of 380 amino acids. The transcript is spliced from 2 exons. The record is from RefSeq and is a predicted model, not a curated record. Lineage: Eukaryota; Fungi; Ascomycota; Eurotiomycetes; Chaetothyriales; Herpotrichiellaceae.